AUGAGGACCGCCUGCCUCUCCUUGAUUCUGGUCACUGCUUGCUGGGCUCUACCCUUCCAGCAAACCGGCUUCCUAGACUUCAUGAUGGAGGAUGACGCUGGAUCAGGCGUGGCGCCCAGGAUCGAGACAGAAGUGCCCUUCGGUGAGCCUGUAGGACCAAAGUGCCCAUUCAGAUGCCAGUGUCACCUACGUGUGAUCCAGUGCUCUGACCUUGGUCUGAAGGAAGUACCUGCUGACAUCCCUGACGAUGCCUCUUUGCUGGACCUGCAGAACAACAAGAUCACUGAGAUCAAGGAGAAUGACUUCAAGAACCUUAAAGGAUUACACGCUCUGAUCCUUGUGAACAACAAGAUCACCACAAUCCACCCUAAGGCGCUCAGCCCUCUGACCAAGCUGCAGCGCCUCUACCUGUCCAAGAACAUGCUAAAGGACAUGCCCGCCAACAUGCCCAAGAGCCUGCAGGAGCUCCGCAUCCAUGAGAAUGAUAUCACCAAGAUCAAAAAGGCCUCCUUCCAGGGCAUGUCCCAAGUCAUUGUGAUGGAGCUUGGCUCCAACCCUCUGAAGAGCGCAGGAGUUGAGGCUGGUGCUUUCGCUGACCUGAAAAAGGUCUCUUACAUUCGAAUUGCAGACACUAACCUAUCAGAGAUACCCAAAGGUCUGCCUAGCUCUCUGUCUGAGCUUCACUUGGAUGGAAACAAGAUCACCAAGGUGACAUCCAGCAGCCUGAAAGGCCUGAAGCAUCUGGCCAAGCUCGGUCUGAGCUCCAAUGAGAUCAGCACUGUGGAAAACGGCAGUCUAGCUAAUGUACCGCAUCUGAGAGAGCUGCACCUCGACAACAACGCUCUGACCAGCGUUCCUCCUGGCCUGCCGGACCAUAAAUACAUCCAGGUGGUCUACCUCCAUGCCAACAAGAUUGCUGCUGUGGGAACGGAAGACUUCUGCCCCCCUGGCUUCAACGCCAAAAAGGCCAUGUACUCCGGCAUCAGCCUGUUCAGCAACCCCGUACCUUACUGGGAAAUCCAGCCGAUCACCUUCCGCUGCGCCUUUGACCGCUCCGCUAUCCAGCUCGGAAAUUACAGGAAGAAGUAGAGCCCGAGCUCCUCUGCGAGAAAGAAUGUGUUUAUAGAUGAGAGCAUGAACGUUUUGUAAAGUGUGUGUUAGACCAUAACCCCACAACACUGAUUCUCACCACUUCUCUUUUCCACCGUACAAAUUACGAUGGUAUUAAUCUACACUCCACUUUUCAAGGCUCUAGGCAGAUUUGGACCUGGAACACAACAUUUCUCUCAGUAUUUAGCUUCAAGGACUGUGCAGGGGUUAUACACACAGCUUAUUGUAAACACUAGCACAUUAUGGUGGCACUCACACACACAACAUAUUCACGGAACCAGCUAAGCAUCGCAUUUCUUAGUUUUUAUGGUUUUUUGUUCAUACAUGCUUAAACAGAUUCAUUUGCAUAACGUGUUAAUUAAUUCAGUGGACCAAGACAGAGAUGAACCCGAACCAAAAAGACACCUCACUCAGUGGAGCAACGUCACAAAUCCCAGUCAGUUCAACUAGUUCAACCUUUAUCCGUGAUAACGUAGCUCGCCUGCAGAGCAGGCAGCAAGAGUAACCUGUGUUUUAACUCACCAUUAACGGCUGAUUUUCCGGUAUGUGUUAGAUACUUCUUGUGUAAUAGGAAUGGCUUUAAGAGUGUAACAUCAACAAGCUGCACAGAAGUCCAGUUUUUGUUUGUAUUGUAUUAACUUCAAAUAGAGAUAAAAGCAACAAUGUCUUGCUCCACAUUGUGAUUUCUUUUGCUUAUAGCAGUGAUGUUUUAGGUUUUUUUUUUCAUUCUCUUCAUCAUAUUCCACCCUCUGUGUCUCUCCCUUGUGUUUUCCUUUAAAAAAAAAAAGACAAAAUAGCUUCAGAGAAUUCAGAAUAAAUAACAGAAGCCACUUCCAAAGAUUAUAUGCAUGAUCUUAAAUUUUACUUUUCAACUUGAACCAAGUGCUUUUGAGUUCCUUUGUUAAUGCGCUUAUGUAUUUCUCUCUUUAUUUUUUGUUAAUUUGUCCUUCCUCUCUUUAUCAGUCAUGAAAAAAAUGGAGGGUGUGUCCAAAGCACCCGUGUUGGUGUGAAUGUUGUAUGUAUAGACGCUGUAUAUAAAAUGUUGUAUAAAAACCUCUCAAUGCUUAAAGGCACAAGGCACUUACCUUAGCUCAGACUUAAUAUAUCAGCAGGAAAGGUGUUUCUCUUUUUUUUCCCCGGAGCAGGGGCUCCAGCUAAGGUGUCCUGAAUAAAAUAAAAGUACUAAUAAAAAAAAGUA
This is a messenger RNA of Fundulus heteroclitus (mummichog), 2308 nucleotides long. It is a transcript of the gene dcn, whose product is annotated as decorin. The coding region runs from base 1 to 1089 and encodes 362 amino acids. The record is from RefSeq and is a predicted model, not a curated record. Gene Ontology annotation, molecular function: protein binding. NCBI's taxonomy places the organism in Eukaryota, Metazoa, Chordata, Actinopteri, Cyprinodontiformes, Fundulidae. The transcript is spliced from 7 exons.